Messenger RNA from Coregonus sp. 'balchen', 8839 nucleotides. NCBI's taxonomy places the organism in Eukaryota, Metazoa, Chordata, Actinopteri, Salmoniformes, Salmonidae. The record is from the annotation of a GenBank genome assembly.
AUGGAGGCUCACAGGGGACUGGCGUCGGACUGGGAGGCGGUGCUGGAGCUGGAUGAAGAUCUGGCUGGGUGGCUCCCACAGGAUCCGACCCGGAAUGAGUUUGGCUGGGAGUGGGGCUGGGCCGCCUCGGACCACCAAGACCAGGACUGGGAGUCAGAGGAGGUCCCUGCAGUAAGUUACUGCCCCCAGAGACCUGAUGCCAGGAGGGGGAGUGGCGGGGAGGGAAGAGGGGGGAGAAGGUUGGGAUGGGCGGUUUUUGUACUGUACCUGUGCCAAGAGCAUAACUCUGUGGUUCCCUCCUGCAAUAGCUAUUUGCAUUCCCAUAGUAUCCAUGGACCCUUUCCCUUGACAAAGUAAGAAGGCUGCGGUUUAAGGGGCAUAGACAGGCGUUUGUUGUGAAAGGGGGGCCCUAAUACUCUUGAUAUUUUAGACAGUUAUAGAGUACUUUCUGUGAACAUUUCUAGACUGUAAAAAUGUCUGACGCAUAAUACAAAAUUCCAGCCUUCAAAGUUCUUGAAUGUAUAAAGUUUUCUUGACAGGCACCACUGGUUUUCAUUCACAGCUUAACAGAAACAGUUAAGUAUUUGUAACAUAACAUUAUGUAUUUCCAUUCUGGUCUGUUCUUGUUAUAUGAGUAUAGAACAUGUAGCUAUCUGAUGUUAAUGUGAACAGUCUGUUGUUUUCCUUCAGAUUGAAGCAGCGAGAGGUUUUUCCCCUGAAGGGAUGUCUUUGGUUACUGUAUUGGCAGGCAUUGUUUCCUGAAGCUGUUCCUACUCAAAGAAAGCAUCUGGCUCAGACACAUAGAGCACUCACCCCUGCACUCACACUCAGAAGGCGUCUGGCUGUGGGUCACAGCAAUACUUCCCUCUUUAAGCAAGCCUGUCCUCUGAAUCCAGGCCCAAUAUAAGAUUUACCCAAAUGCCUGAGAAUGUAACAAGAAAUAAUGAAUUCCUCUGUGUGAGAAUUGAACAUUUCUUCCCAUGACCUAAACCAACAACCGAUGCAGACUAGGUUUUAUAAGAUAAACAAUAGAUACAUAAGGGUUUGCUAACAGAGCAGGUGUCUUUUUCUCCCUCUGUCCUACAUAUAAACUGUUGCUGUACAAAACCACCAUUGUGUGUGUUCAUACAGUACAUUGAUGUUACCAAAAAUUGUUGUCUUGGGAAUGUGACUCACAUUAGGAAUGCUCACGAUGCUCAAAAGCAUGCUUAUUGAAUUGAGUGGCUAAAUGUCAACGGGGAUCGUGCAUGGUAUCAAGUCUGAGUUAAACAUCACUUGUGAAAAUGGAUGCAGUCCAGUGUGUGUAUGUGAGAGAGAGAGUGUGUGUUCAGGAAUGUGUAUGUGUGAGUCGUCCCUCUCUAAAAGGUUACCAAUGUUGCUCUCUGUCUCCAGGUGUUGAGCCCCACAUACAAACAGCGUAAUGAGGACUUCAGGAAGCUCUUCAAGCAGCUACCGGACACAGAGCGACUCAUCGUGGGUGAGUUUCUAACGCAAAGUGCUAGGCCACUAAGGCCAAUAAGGUCAGCAAUAUGGUGGAUAUAGGACAUCAGCUUGGUUUUGGAAAAGUUAGCGUUGGCUGGUUGGAGUCAAUUCCAUUUAAACUAUCCAUUCAGGUAAUUAAUCUUCUGAAUUGACUAUAUUGAAAUAGAAUUAACCCCGACCUUGAUGGGUAGAUGAUGUAUUCUUCCUGGGCUCUGAUCAUUGACCUGUGCUGGCAGAUUACUCCUGCGCCCUGCAACGAGACAUCCUCCUGCAGGGCCGACUCUACCUCUCUGAAAACUGGAUCUGUUUUUAUAGCAACAUCUUCCGCUGGGAAACGCUGGUACGCACUGGUCCUCUGCCUGGGACUUUCUGUUCUUUUGAUCUUAUCUAUAUUUCCCUGGUGUUGGUUAGUUUGCAGAGUUGAAAUAGAAUGUAUUGUAUUUCUAUGGUUUGCAGCACAGUAGAUAUUGUAUUAUUGUGGUUCAGUAACAGUUCAACAGAUAUAUUCUUCUGAAUAUUAAGCACUACUGAAAAAAACCUAUUUUGUUUCCAUGUGUGUGCAGCUGACAGUGAGGCUGAAGGACAUCUGCACCAUGACGAAGGAGAAGACAGCACGCCUCAUCCCCAACGCCAUCCAGGUGUCCACAGACGGUGAGAAGGUAAGACAGGACAGGGACUGGAUCUUUGGCAUUCACUGACUGAGAGAAGGCUCAAACUUUCUCCUCAGCCUUAUUUUAAAGCAUAUUUUUGAACUGAUACAAACAUUAUUUUAAUUCUCUCCUCACAGCACUUUUUCACCUCAUUUGGAGCACGGGACAGGACCUACAUGAUGAUGUUCAGAUUAUGGCAGAAUGCACUUCUGGACAAAGUAAGCCAGCAACCUCAAUUAACCUCAUCACAAAUAGAUCUACAUGUUUAGUAUAUUGAGUCUCCAUACUGAGUGUUGUCUCUAACCCCUGUGCUCUAGCCCCUUUGCCCCAAAGAGCUAUGGCACUUUGUCCAUCAGUGUUAUGGCAACGAGCUUGGCCUGACCAGUGACGACGAGGACUACGUUCCCCCUGACGACGACUUCAACACCAUGGGGUGGGUGUGGUUUCCAUGGCUACAAAUAUAAACACUGCCUCAUCAAUUACCAUGGUUGAUUAAGACGCCCUUGAUCUGCUGUGCGUUGAAGCACACACACACAAACACACAUACACACUCACACACAAACACUAACACACACCCCUCUCUGCCCUGCUUCACACCCCUCUCAGCCCUCUGACCAUUACCAUGUAAAAGCAACACUCCAGAACUCAUAACACUAACCUCCAGCUGGUCCCUGUUCCCCCACGGUGGUGGUGCAGGUUCUGUGAGGAGAUCCCUAAUGAGGAGAAUGAGAUCAGUAAUGACAACUUGUCAAAGAGCAGCACGGAGGCCAAGCACGAGGGCAGCCCACCAUCCAUACACAAGAAAUGCAUUAUCACCAACAGCACCAUCAACUCAUCCAUCAGCAGCAAGCCCCUCUCUGUGAGUCUCAGCGACAUAAUAGAGGUCAGAGGUUAAAUCAAUUACUGUUUUGUUAUUUGUUUUGAUGGAGGGGAAAUGCAUUUGUUAUUCUGCCUAUAGCCUGCAUAUGGGGAAUACAGUUAACGCAACAGAAUGUUUUGUAAUUUGAUCACCAGAACUGAAUUAACACCAAAACAUGAACACAGACCAUCCUACUUAUAACUAUGUACUGUAGUAUCCUACAGUGUCUUUCUAGUGACUGACCCCCUCCUCCUCCCCCUCUGUGUGUCCUAGUUUGACCUCCCUCCCGAGGAGUACAUCGACUGCCUCCCUGACGGGGAGCUGCUGGCCUUGCCCCUGGUGCUGGAGCAGAGGUUAGCGGAGGCCAGCGGACUGGUGCCCUCGCCCUCCCUAGACUUCAAUGACAAUGAAGACAUCCCCACUGAACUCAGUGACUCUUCAGAGACCCACGACGAAGGUACGGUUUCAAUCUUCCGUCCAUUAACAGAUUUGAUGCAUAUAUACUGUAUAUGGCUUGAAACAGGCUCUUCUGUGAUGCUGCCAAGUCUUGGUAAUACUGUCACCAUAUGACAUUAUGUCCCCAAGGGCACAUCAUCUAAAGUGUGUUUCCCUUUAAGGCUCUCCAGCAGGGGAAGUGCAGGCCUUCCACGAUGACCUUAAAGGGAGACAGUACAUCGAUGAGGUUUACAAGUUCAGUGUGGACAAGAUGUACGACAUCCUCUUCACAGAAUCCCAGUUUAUGACCGAUUUCAUGGAGCAGCGCAGGUUCUCUGGUCAGUCAGACAUUCUGUCCAUUGGCGUUAGCAUUAGAAUCACAUUAUUGGCUCUUCCAUUGGUGUUGUCCUGUGACUAUGUAGUGAUAGAAUGUGCAUCCAUAUAAUUCCACACAGAUAUAGUGUUUCACCCCUGGAAGAAGGACGAUGCAGCGGGGAACCAGAUGAGAGAGAUCAUGUACACCAUCUCCCUGUCCAACCCGCUGGCCCCCAAGACAGCCACAGUCACAGAGACCCAGACACUGUACAAGGCCAGCCAUGAGAGUGAGUGCUACAUCAUCGAUGCUGAGGUCAACACACACGACGUGCCCUACCACGACUACUUCUACACACUCAACCGUUACAUGCUGACACGGGUGGCCAAGAACAAGUGCCGGUUAAGGUGAGGAGGGCCUUAUCAUGACAGCUGUUGUAAUAGUUUCAAGAGCCAUAUGUUAUUCUAUGUUCAUUUAGAAACACUGCUUCAAUUUAUUACCUGCGUAUGCCUUGUCCCUAGGGUGUCCACUGAGCUACGUUACAGAAAACAGCCAUGGGGAUUAGUGAAGGGCUUCAUCGAGAAGAACUUCUGGAGCGGGCUAGACGAGAACUUCCGUCAUCUUGGUAAGUUCCUCUACUAGCUGUCACACCAAAUGUCCAGCAACAUUUAAUCUGAUGACUGUAAACCAUCCUAAUGUAUGAAAGUAAAAACUGCUUCUGUGUGGCCUGUCAGAGUUGGAGCUGUCGAAGGUGGAGGAUGUGGUGUUGGAGUCAGCCCAGCCCUCUCCCAAGGUCAAGGUGGUGAAGACAUCUGUGAGGCGGAGGAAUAGACCCCUGGUCCACCUACGGAGCCAGCACCUGGACGACGCCCUCCUCAGCCCCGUCACCACGCCAACCGAUGACGAGGUCAUCCACCGCAUCAAACAUGUGGGCGUGACAGGUCAGAUGGCAGGGGGACACUUUGUUUUAAAACCUUUAAAAACGUUUUAACACUUUUUUGUUAUACUCUUAUACACACUCUUAUAAACUCUUAUACACUGUACAUUCUUAUACACUUUCAUACAGUACAUACAUUACAUAAACUCUUAAACAUUUCCACACAUUAUAUUGUGUUAAAUAUAUCUAGUUGACCUGGUCUGUGUUUGGUCCCCAGGUUCCACUCAGACCAGGCACAUACCUGAGCACCUCCCUGGAGGCUUCGCCCUCUACAGCGUCUCCAAACUGCUGCUCAUCAUCAGCUUUGUGUGAGUACACUCUCUAUCUCCCACACACUCGUACACACACACACAUACAGUAUACACACUCACUUUCAGAUCCAUCUUCAUAAUUUGUGUUUAAUUUGUGGGUCAUUUCAGUUCAACUCUCUUCGAAAUCUUUAGUAGUUAGCAAAAAUCUGAUUCUGUGUUAAACAUUUGUUUGUUUUUGUUAGUGUUCUGAAUUUGAUUCCUCUCUCCUCUAUCCUUUCAUUGCUUGCCAUAGGAUCUGUCUAAGGUACAUCUGUCUAAUGAUAAACCACUUAGACCUGACUAGGAAACAUACUCCUCCCGCAUUGUAACUGGUUCAUUAACCUUUUACUGCAGCAGGCUAAAUAAGGAUCACACAGAGUGUUUUUUGAUAGUCUUAAACAAAUGUACUUUGAAACAAAAGUAUACACCUCACACACAUGGUUAUGGGCUUACAAAAAAGAAGACACCUGUACCAUGUCAGAUAUAGAGUUGAAAUGUAUUCAAUUUUGAGUUUGCAUCCCAAUAUUACACUUUAUAUACACUACAUGACCAAAGGUAUGUGGACACCUGCUCAUUGAACAUCUUAUUCCAAAAUCAUGGGCAUUAAUAUGGAUUUGGUCCCCAUUUGCUGCUAUAACAGCUUCCACUCUUCUGGGAAGGCUUUUCACUAGAUGUUGGGACAUUGCUGCGGGGACUUGCUUCCAUUCAGCCACAAGAGCAUUAGUGAGGUCGGGCACUGAUGUUGGGCGAUUAGGCCUGGCUCGCAUUCGGCGUUCCAAUUCAUCCCAAAGGUGUUCGAUGGGGUUGAGGUCAGGGCUCUCUCUGUACACGCCAGUCAAGUUCUUCCACACCGAUCUCAACAAAGCAUUUCUGUUUGGUCCUCGCUUUGUGCACGGGGGCAUUGUCAUGCUGAAACAGGAAAGGGCCUUCCCCAAACUGUUGCCACAAAGUUUGAAGCACAGAAUCGUCUAGAAUGUCAUUGUAUGCUGUAGCGUUAAGAUUUCCCUUCACUGGAACUAAGGGGCCUAGCCCGAACCAUGAAAACAGCCCCAGACCACUAUUCCUCCUCCACCAAACUUUACAGCUGGCAGUAUGCAUUCGGGCAGGUAGUAUUCUCAUGGCAUCCGCCAAUCCCAGAUUUGUCCAUCCAAGUGUGGUUCAUCACUCCAGAGAACGCGUUUCUACUGCUCCAGAGUCCAAUGGAGGUGAGCUUUACACCACUCCAGCCGACGCUUGGCAUUGCGCAUGGUGAUCUCAGGCUUGUGUGCGGCUGCUUGGCCAUGGAAACCCAUUUCAUGAAGCUCCCGACUAACAGUUCUUGUGCUGACGUUGCUUCCAGAGGCAGUUUGGAACUCAGUAGUGAGUGUUGCAACUGAGCACUACGCACUUCAGCACUCAGCGGUCCCGUUCUGUGAGCUUGUGUGGCCUACCACUUUGCGGCUGAGCCAUUGUGCUCCUAGACGUUUCCACCUUACAAUAACAGCACUUACAGCUGACCGGGGCAGCUCUAGCAGGGCAGAAAUGUUUCCGAACUGACUUGUUGGAAAGGUGGCAUCCUAUGACGGUGUCCACAUACUUUUGUAUAUAUAGUGUACAUCACAGAAGACUGAAAUAUAACAAAACCGUUUGACAUAGAAACAACGAAUUUUCGCAGUCUAAAAAAAAUAAUAUGCUAAUUAUUUAUGAAAUUAUGAAAAAUAUGAAUAACAUUCCACCCAUGAGGCCACUAGGUCAUUUGACUGCAGGAAAAGGCUACUGAAUAUACAGACUAAGGCACCCCUGUAGCUUUCAUUACUCAUCUUCUUUCCUUUAUCCCGUACAUUCUUCUGUUUUCCUCUCCUCCCUCAGCCUGGUUUUGCUGGUGUUCCUCAACAUGAUGCUGUUCUAUAAGCUGUGGAUGCUGGAGUAUUCUGUACAGCCUCUUACCACCUGGCAAGGGCUGCGGAUACAUGAAAGGUACGCUAACCACCCAUAGGUUUUUAGCAUUAUUCCUAUUGCCUACAUAAUACUAGAAUUGAUAUGACUGUGUACUUAGUCAAAUCCAGACUGCAUAUGCCUGUUUAGUUUCAUCUGACAACCACAUGGGCUUCAGCCUGUUUUCCCAACCACAAAACGCUUAUGCUGCAGAAUUGCCCCUGAACAAUGCUUAGCUUGGAGUUGCUCUUGGCCAUGGUAUCUGGGUGUGUUUGACGGUAUGUGUGUGCUUCUGUCUAGUAAACUGCCCCAGACGCAGAUGGAGUGGGCCCAGCUCCUGGAGUCCCAACAGCGUUACCAUAACGCUGAGCUGCAGAAGUGGAGAGAGAUCAUCAAAUCCUCAGUGGUACUAUUAGACCAGGUAGGGAACAGUAGUACUAUUAGACCAGGUAGGGAACAGUGGUAGUAUUAGACCAGGUAGGGAACAGUGGUAGUAUUAGACCAGGUAGGGAACAGUGGUAGUAUUAGACCAGGUAGGGAACAGUGGUAGUAUUAGACCAGGUAGGGAACAUUGGUAGUAUUAGACCAGGUAGGGAACAGUGGUAGUAUUAGACCAGGUAGGGAACAGUGGUACUAUUAGACCAGGUAGGGAACAGUAGUACUAUUAGACCAGGUAGGGAACAGUGGUAGUAUUAGACCAGGUAGGGAACAGUGGUAGUAUUAGACCAGGUAGGGAACAGUGGUAGUAUUAGACCAGGUAGGGAACAGUGGUACUAUCAGACCAGGUAGAGAACACAGAGGACAGAUACAUUAACAGGCAUUAACACAAGGCCAAGUGUCAAAUCCUCUAGGUUUUUGUGCAGGGUCUCAAAGUGUGAAACUAUGAUUAUAGUUAUUUGGGGUGUUUUAAUUUGUUCUGUUUUCCUCUACAGAUGAAAUACUCUCUAUUGAACCUUCAAAGGGGCAUUGACUUAAGGGACUACAGCUCAGAAGCUGAGGAGAAAAGAAGCCGUUACCACUGACAUACGAUCUUAGGCCAUGAGGGCAUGGUGUGCAAUAUAGGAGUUGUUUGUGUAUAAGUAUGCAAACAAAACAAAGAGAGACAAGAGACCGACUGACAGCGAGGCGAGCUGGCCCCAGUGUGACAGGGACAGCCUGCCGGCUGACGACCCCCAACUCACAGAGGUCACGACCCCGCAGGUCAGACCAUGGACAGGAAGUGCCCCUAUCACAGACAGGAAAUUAACAGUGGGGUUCCCACAGCACUGAGGCAUCGUGGGAAGGCGACAGCCCCACUUACUUAGACGCCACUUCUGUCUCUUAUUUUUCUGUCUUUUAAUUUUGGAAGGACAUCGUACUGUAAGCCAUUGCCACAUGGCAAUUAACUCCUCUCGAUGAGCGUCUGUCUGUGGUUCCAUUCCUUUCUGUGACUGUCUAAAGAUGAACAAAAGAGGAGAGAUAGACAAGGAAAGGGGUCCUACAGUCUCUAGGCUUUUUACACUCCCUUGACUGUUCCAAACCGAUCAUCUCCUCAAGGUCCGCGCUGCAGUGUCCCUUUUAUUAACCCCUCUGAUAUUGGCCACAGAUCAUGCUCUAAAGUAGCACGAUCACCAGCAAAGAUAUAUUAUAGAGUAUAUAUAUGUAUGUGGAAGCACAUUUCCACUGAAAUGUCUCUACUGCCUUGCUUUUCCCUGGGCUCAACAGUGCAUCAGGGCUGGUUUCCCUAAUCACAUAGAGCUAGGCUGUAUAUGUAUAAUGAUUGAUUUAGGUGGAGGUCCUUCUCACAGUUACUCAAUACAGAGAAAUGUUAAGAGAUUGCAGGAUGUUAUUGGAGAUAGAGAGGAUAUGUAAUGUGGCGCAUCAAAACAUCCAUGCUUGAUGGCAAAUGGAUCUCCUGUUAACAACAGGAAUUUAUGGAAUUUAGAGUCUUCUUGAAGGUUUAUGAAUGAGCUUUAUGUU